GGCAAGGAGUUGAUCAAUUGGGUUGUGUAGAGAGGAAGAGAGAUCAAUGGGGAGAGGGAAAGUGACACUGGAGAGAAUAGAGAACACAACAAACAGGCAAGUUACCUUCUCGAAGAGGAAGAAUGGAAUUCUAAAGAAAGCUUACGAGCUUUCUGUCCUCUGUGAUGUUGAAAUUGCUGUUCUCAUUUUCUCUCCCACUGGAAAGCUCUACCAGUACGCCAGCGGCGAUGUGGACCAGACCAUUGCGAGGUACUGGAGUGAAGUAGCGCUGCUUAAUCCAAAUAAACAAAGCUCCAAGUCGGUGGAGAGAAUUUUGAAAGGUCAGAUGGAAGAAUUAGAAAGAUCAGCACAAAGCUUGGAAGAAAGACUGAGGCACUUAGCUGGAGAAGAUAUAUUUACACUGGGCUUAAAAGAACUGAAAAAGCUUGAACGUCAGUUAAAAUCAGGCGUUGAGCGUAUUCGCUCUAAAAAGAGGCGCGUAGUUUCAGAGCAGUUGAACCAUCUGAAAAGUAGGCAAAGGGACCUACAAGAGGAGAACACCCAACUUCAGAAAAGAUUGCAAGAGCUGCGUGAUGCCGAAAUGAACUGGAGCAUUAUGGGAUUUCAUGCACUGCCUGCAUUUCACCAGAGGCUAUCAUAAAGGCCCAUGUAUGUUAAUAGUAAUUAAAUAAGAAUGAGUGGUGGUGAAUUAUAAAAUAAAUCGAUCCAAGAGUGUGUGUGAUUCAGGAAGCUGUGUUUCGUUAACGUCAUCCAGUAGCCGUUUCUUCACUGCUGUACUUGGCAGGUGAUGACAAACUUGAUUUGCUUUGGCCUUUUCCUGUGCCCGUUAUUUUAAAUAUAAGUCGUUGCCUUCACAUGUAAAUUAUAGUUUCUAGGGUUGGAUGGUUUGGAGUUACAAAUUUCAGCUUACAGCCAAAUGGAUUGCUACAAUUAUUGCUUGUCCAAUAAAUAAGCAUGAAUAUUAUAUGUUUAUUAGUGA
Molecule: messenger RNA, 979 nt
Organism: Mangifera indica (mango)
Lineage: Eukaryota; Viridiplantae; Streptophyta; Magnoliopsida; Sapindales; Anacardiaceae
Product: agamous-like MADS-box protein MADS1
Exons: 8
Coding region: 47-640 (197 amino acids)
Biological process (GO): positive regulation of transcription by RNA polymerase II
Cellular component (GO): nucleus
Molecular function (GO): DNA-binding transcription factor activity, RNA polymerase II-specific; protein dimerization activity; RNA polymerase II cis-regulatory region sequence-specific DNA binding
Source: RefSeq, a predicted model, not a curated record